AUGAGGGAACUGCGGCGGAAUGAGAAGGUUGGCUUUGAUGAUGUCGAGGGCCGCAUCUUCUACCAGCCUGAGAUAAAUGUCAAGAACAAGGCGGCCAUGCUGCAAAAGAUCCAGGCGUUAAAGGCUGAGGGCAAGAUCAUAGGUUUUCAGUCGUUUGAGGCUGAGAUCAAUGGGGAGGUCCUCUUCCCCAUAGAUCAGAGACUGACCGAAGUUCCAGAGGCAGAGGACGACCUCAUAGCAGCCGUGCAGGCAGCAGGGCUCAAACCCGCUCCACGCAAGGCCGUGCGGAGGCGAGAGAAGGCCGACCGCAAGAAGAAGGCUCGAAAACAGGCCAAGCUGCGCUCCGUCACCAACGUCCACCUGAUGCACCUGCUGGACGGGGACGCCCCAGUUACCAUAGACUGA
Molecule: messenger RNA, 405 nt
Organism: Auxenochlorella protothecoides
Lineage: Eukaryota; Viridiplantae; Chlorophyta; Trebouxiophyceae; Chlorellales; Chlorellaceae
Exons: 4
Coding region: 1-405 (134 amino acids)
Biological process (GO): transcription initiation at RNA polymerase II promoter
Cellular component (GO): transcription factor TFIIE complex
Source: RefSeq, a predicted model, not a curated record